ACGGACAAUGCCUCCCCUCCAAACACCCAACCAACGUACACGGUAAACUUCAAACCCAGCCGGUCCAACCCGCAAUCAUCCGGUUCAACUAUUUCUUACAUACAUAGCGAUCUAGACGUUCCCUCUUUUUUUUCUCCUUCAUGUUUCUCUCUCUUCAAUCAUCACCGUUAUCAUCGCCGGUUUGCACGAGCCUUAUCUCCGACCACCGUCUCGGACGAUACAGAAACUAAUCGUCGAUAUUUAGGCUAAUUGAUGCCAAAUUCUUGUGAAUUGAUUGGAUUUUGAAUACGGGGAAUAGAGGUGUGGACUAGAGGAUAAUGUGUAUACUGUGCGUGAUUCAAAAGUUGUCUCGAAGGGUUGCAACCAUGCUUCCAUGGUUAGUAAUUCCACUGAUUGGACUAUGGGCUUUGUCUCAACUAUUACCACCGGCUUUUAGGUUUGAGAUCACUUCACCGAGGUUGGCUUGCGUUUUUGUGCUGUUGGUUACGUUGUUUUGGUAUGAGAUUUUGAUGCCACAAUUGUCAGCUUGGCGGGUUAGAAGAAAUGCUCGAUUGAGGGAGAGGAAGAGGUUUGAGGCAAUUGAAAUGCAGAAGUUGAGGAAAACGGCAACACGAAGGUGCCGGAAUUGUUUGACUCCAUAUCGGGAUCAGAGUCCAGGCGGGGGGAAGUUUAUGUGUGCAUAUUGUGGGCAUAUUUCAAAGCGCCCGGUUUUGGACUUGCCUGUGCCGUCAGGUUUGGGUUUAUCCCAUUCUGGGAUUUUGAAGGAUUUGGUGGGUAAAGGUGGGAAGUUAUUGAAUGGGAAGGCUUUGUCUGAUAAUGGUUGGAUGUGCGGGCAAGAUUGGUUAGAGAAUGGGAAUUGGGUGGGUAGGUCUUCUGCUGGGAAGACUAGUUAUUGGCAGAAGAAUGGGGGCGUCUUUUUCGGUGGGGAUGAUCAUUGUUUAACUGAAAAAUCAUAUUCUCGUGUUGUUACUUUUGGUUGCAAUGUGUUGGCGGCUUUUUUUCUGGGCAUUAGGUGGUUUUGGGGGAAGAUUUUUAGGAUUAGUUUGUCAAGAGAUGACGGUUUGACAGAUGCCGAGCACAAAGGAAUGCUGGACAAGCAAGGUGAGAAUGGGGCAGGUUAUCAUGUGAGUAGAACCGAGAAAGCUCGCAGAAAAGCUGAAGAGAAGAGGCAGGCUAGGUUAGAGAAAGAGCUAUUGGAGGAAGAGGAGAGAAAGCAGAGGGAGGAGGUUGCGAGGUUGGUGGAAGAGCGUAGGAGACUGAGGGAUGAAAAGAUGGAGGCCGAGAAAGAACGCGGCAAAGGGUCUCCUACUGUUGGGGAAAAGUAUUGUAAAAAGGAAGCGGAAAAGAAGCAUCAAGACAGAAAAAAGGAAAGGGACAGGGGAUCUAGUAAAAGCAAUUUGGAUGCAGAGGAACUGGAAAGGAAAGCAAGCAUGGAAAGUGAGCGGAACAGGCAGAGUGGGGCAGAAAGUGUUAAGUCUCAUGGCACAGAAUUAGGGCAUAUGGUUAGGGAUGCUGCCACAAACAGUCAUAACCAUGGCAAUGCUGGAACUAGAUACCUGGAUCGCAUGAGGGGUACCUUUUUGUCUUCUUCCAGAGCAUUUACUGGAAGUGGUUUCUUUGAGAAAAGUGCGAAUACUUUAGCUACUGUUUCAAGAGAACACAGAUCUAAUGGUUCCAUAGAUCAUGUCCAAAUUUCUGCCAUUAGGAGAGAAUUAUCUCAGCUUGAGUGUGUAUCUGGGAAAUUGCAGCCUGCUGAAAAGAACAUCAACCGUCCUGUGCUCAUCAAACCUCAAAUGUGUACAGCCCCCAAAAAAUCAUGGCAUCAAUUAUUUACUCGUUCAUCAACAGUAACUCAACCCGCUAGUUCAAAUGUCAUAAGUAGACCAAAUGGGAAGCUCCAGGCGGAUGUUCAGAGCCCCCCCUUUCCUGGUCACCCACCAUUGACACAAGCAUAUGACAGCCCUCUUAAUUUUGGACUGUCGUCACCACUUAUUUUGUCCUCUUUUCCAUAUGGUUCAACAAGUAAUGUUUCAAGUCUUCCAUUAGCAUCUGAAUCCAUGUCUCCUAGAAUUGGAGAAACGACCCAUCAAUUUUUACCAGAAGAGUCAGAAAUUUUUGAAGAUCCAUGUUAUGUUCCCGACCCAGUAUCAUUGCUUGGGCCUGUUUCAGAGUCACUUAAUAAUUUCCAGCUAGACCUUGGGUUUGUACCUGACACAGGGUUGGAAAAGCCUCAUGCUUUAAAGAAUAUACCUGCUUCUUCUGAAGUCAAGAGGCCAUCACCAAUUGAGUCUCCAAUGUCACGAUUGCGGGUCCCUGAGGAAAGGCAUUCUAGUUCUUUUCUUUUCCCAAGUACUUCUAAGGCUCAGUAUAUGCACAAUUUGCCGAUGGGUGAUUCACAAAAUGCAAAUGAGAAAGGAGUGUGGCAGAUGUGGAAUAGUUCUCCUCUUGGUCAAGAUGCUCUUGGUUUGGUAGAUGGCCUAGCAAGCUGGAUUCUACCUCCAGAAAUGAAUAGAUUAAAUAAGGAAGAUACUGUGCAUCCCAUACCUCAGAAAACUAUGGCUUCGCUGUUUAAAAACGAUGAUCAUGUGCUUUGUGGCACUCAUUCUCCGAAGCAGGUUGGUAUUGACACUAACCCAAAUGGGGGAAUAUUUAGUAAUGUGCCUAAUCCUACUGGAGAUACAUGGUUGCCAAAAUCUUCAUUGGGGCUGAUGUCAGGCAGCGAAACCCAUUUCUCUCUUAGCCCUCAAGAAGAAACUGCUCAGAAUGAAAUGAUUUAUGGAAGUCCCAAUGGAUCUGCAACUAACUGUCCAUUUGAGUUGUCUCCAUCAGAUUCUUGGGCCAGGAAGGACUGGACAGGGAAGGGUUCAGGGGAAGGCGUCGGAAAUUCAUCAAUCACAAGGCCCCCUGUUGGCGGGCUAUAUUCGACCCCAGAUGUACAGUCACUUUGGUCAUAUGAUUGAAAAAAGGAAAUAGAAUAAUGAGGGACUUAAAUAUAUCUCCUGUACUCGAGGGGAAAAUAGCCUCUUUCAGAGGGGAGUUUAGAAAACUGAAUGCAUUUUAUCUUCCUUCUCUUCUUUAUGGGCGAGACUACUUCCAUUAGCAUGAUAGCAAUAUAUGUGGCAUGCAUGCGCUAGUCACUCAAGCUAACAGAUCCGUGUUAACAAGCUUUAGAUUUCUUUUGUUACUGGUCUCCCGAGGAGAGGGGGGUCCCUCUAAUGGAAAAUUGAUCGUGGCAGAAUAAGCUAAUUUUCCUCUUAGCUGCGCAUUUUUAUGGUUUAUUAUGGACAGAAGCCUAUUUGAGAUCAUUGAAAG
Molecule: messenger RNA, 3312 nt
Organism: Ilex paraguariensis (yerba mate)
Lineage: Eukaryota; Viridiplantae; Streptophyta; Magnoliopsida; Aquifoliales; Aquifoliaceae
Source: the annotation of a GenBank genome assembly